AAUUUCCUAAGCCAGAGAAUAACGAAGGAACGAGAAUCAAUACAAACAGCAAAACUAGAAAGACUAAAACAUAAACAAUUGCAAUUUUUAGGAAUAUGCGUCAACAGUGAGUGGUUUAUAAACAAAACAAACAUCGAUUUUCCAGAGGAGGUGAAGUGGUUACUCUCUCUAGGGAGGAAGUUCGCGCUACCUACAACAAAAACUACUCUCGACCCAAUCAAGAUGAUCGCGGAGAUGGAGCAAAUAAUACAACAGAUAGAGGAUGAAAGAGACAAAGAAAUAGAAAGGAGCAAAUUAAGCAAUAGAAUUAUGCAAUUCAGACGGAACAUCAAAAACAAUACAGCGGAGAAAUUUAUAGUGGCAGUUUUCAAUAAAACCAAAGCAUUUUUGCAAAAACAUAAGCACGAAAUUAUUGUCACAGAUUCGGAUAAGGGUAACAAAACCGUAGUAAUUUACAAAAAAGACUACAGAGAAAAAAUGAACGAAUUGCUGAAAGACAAAAAUACGUACAGAAAGCUUAGGAAUGACCCAACGAACACUCUGCAGAAAAAGAAUAACAAUAUAGUCAAUCAACUAUACAAAAACAAAAUUAUCAGUUGGAGAGAAAAACAAUUGCUUACUUGCAGCGCGGCAACUGCCCCCCGCCUCUACGGCCUACCUAAAAUACAUAAACCAAACAUACCUCUACGACCAAUAGCGUCAUCAUUACAUGUCCCUUGUUAUGGCCUGUCUAAAUUUAUUGGCACUAUUCUAAGUAGUUUAACUUCAGAGGAAUACAAUAUAAAAAAUGCGUUCAGAUUGAAAGACAGACUGCAAAACAUAUGCAUAGACGAGGAAAAAUUGUUAGUGUCGUUUGAUGUAGUGUCACUCUUCACAAAUAUACCAACAAAUUUAGCAAUACAACUUAUUAUGAGAAAGUUUGACAAAAUACAGCAGAAAAUUCACAUACCAAGAAGCACCUUCCACAACAUUCUGAUAUUCUGUUUAAAAGACAAUAACUAUUUUAUGUAUGAAAACCAUAUUUACACACAAACAUUCGGAAUGCCAAUGGGUAACCCUUUAUCACCUACAAUCGCAGACAUAAUCAUGGAUGACCUGCUGGAUAAAACUUUAACAGAACUAAAGGGGCUGCAUAAUAUAAAAAUCAAACUCAUAGUGAAAUAUGUGGACGACGUCUUUGCAAUUGUUAGACGAAACGACGUAGAAAUAAUUUUAAAGACUCUAAACAAGUAUCAUGAAAAGCUGCAAUUUACAAUGGAAACAGAGAGAAACCUCAGCAUACCCUUUUUAGACGUUCGUAUCCACGGAGAAAAGGAGAAAAUAUUACUUAACUGGUACUCCAAACCCAUUUCAUCGGGACGCAUAAUAAACUUCCUAUCUGCUCAACCUUUGAAAUACAAAAUCAACACCGCGAGAAAUCUUGUUACGAAAAUACUUACCAUAAGUCACCAAAGGUUUAGACACGAACACGUAGGGAAAAUACAUGAGAUACUCAAACGUAACAACUAUCCGAUACACAUGACUAAAAAUUUAAUUGAACAGGCACUCAUGAAAAUAAACAAGCAGCACAAUAACACUUCCGCAGUAGCAAACACUGAGACAAAACAAUUCUGUCACAUAUGUCCCCAAAUUGACCGGCAAACUUCCCCAAACGAUAAAGAAAAACAAGCCAAACAUAACUCUAGCAUACAAGUCAAAUUGCACUUUGUCAACGAUAUUUACAAGAACAAAAAGUCCGAUUAACCGCAACAACAAAGCAACAUUGUAUACGAAAUGAAAUGCCAAGGUAAACAAAACGAAGAGUGCAACAAAAUCAACAUAGGGACAACAAAGCGAUCACUAAGCACACGAUUAUCAGAACACGAUGCGGAUAUAAGAAAAAAUACAAAUAACACGGCAUUAGCACAACAUAUACUAACGAGCGGUCACACAGCUGACCUAGCUAAUACAAAGAUAUUAGACAGAGAAAACAGAGAAAAAAUACGAUACACGCUAGAGAGCCUCCGCAUAAUGCAAAAAAGAGAAAGAACAGUCAACAAGAAAGAAGACAGUAACGACAUUGCGGCUACUUAUUUACUGUGUUUACAAAACACAGUCAGUACGACAAGUGUACCCCAAGCAGCUGGUACCGAUGAAUAGUUUUUAAGACAAGUGUUCACUUAUUAUUGCUUGUAAGUUUUGUUAGUUUUUGGUAUACAUGUAUAUUCAUACACACCAAGGCACAUUAUACAGAUAGUAUCAGUAGAGCAAAAACAACAUUUGCGUGUAUUUUGUUGUUGCUUCUGGUAUCGAAA
This is a messenger RNA of Rhagoletis pomonella (apple maggot), 2294 nucleotides long. RefSeq lists its product as uncharacterized. The record is from RefSeq and is a predicted model, not a curated record. NCBI's taxonomy places the organism in Eukaryota, Metazoa, Arthropoda, Insecta, Diptera, Tephritidae.